Orbilia oligospora ATCC 24927 is the source of this 1197-nucleotide messenger RNA. RefSeq lists its product as uncharacterized. The transcript has 3 exons. Lineage: Eukaryota; Fungi; Ascomycota; Orbiliomycetes; Orbiliales; Orbiliaceae. The record is from RefSeq and is a predicted model, not a curated record. The coding region runs from base 1 to 1197 and encodes 398 amino acids.
AUGUGCAGCAGGAUACCGUUGUUUGCGGCGGUCUUAGGUCUUCCAUUCGCCAUUGCUGACCUCGUCCUUUCCGAUAUCCAACAAACUCCAACGCAGAAAUGGAUUCCUACGCGGACGUCGACGCGGGGUGGCGGAUCGAUAUCGGAGUCUCCAAUUCACAGAUAUAAUGCAUAUGCAUCCCGGAUCACAGCUCCACCUGCUAUACAUCCACAGCAAUUAUUUGCCAGACAAACUGUAGAUGAUAGGCUUUGCGCAUAUGCCAAUGGGGAUGGAGCCUCUCCGAUUUACUGCCCUAGAGAUUACACCUGCACAUUACUCGGCCCUUUUUCUACCGCCUGGGGCUGCUGCAACCCUCGGGGCUGUGUAAACGCACCAAGGACAUGCUUCGAAGAGAAUGAUCCGAAUAACUUCUGUAUUCCUACUGGAAAUAAACCAAAAUGCGCAACAUAUAUCGUCAAAACCAAUACCUUAGACCCGCAAGAUACCGGCGGCCCCGAAUCAUGGUCCUGCGCAGCAUCCUCAACCAAAAUCUUCGUCUUCGUCACCCCAAUAGCCAACGCUGAUGCUCGAGUAACCUAUACCGACAUCGAUACCGAUACCUCAGCAUCAUCUCCCACUUCCACAAACCCACCAAACUCCCAAAACAAAAACAACAAUGACAAAGAUGGCAACGACAACAGAAGAGGUCUAGAUAUCGGUGCCAUAAUAGGAAUUAUAGUCGCUGUUAUCGGUGUCCUAGCUACGGUGAUGGUCGGCCUCUUCCCUCGCCAAAUGACCCGUUGUUUAACCUGUGGCCUUCGUCCGAAGAAAGACCAAACGAACGAAGAAAUUAGAAAGAAUUUUUGGUUAUAUAUCAGCGGGAGAGGCGCUGUAUCUACUUCGCAAUUACAUAUACAUUAUCAUAAUACACCGGUGGAUCAGCAACAAUUGGCACAGGCGGGCGCACCGAUUGGACUAUCGCCGAUAACAAGUCCGGGAGGACAGCAUCAGGGGUACUGGCCACAGCAACAACAACAGGCUCAAUGGGGCCAUACCGGGUAUGGACAGCAUCCUCCACCUGCGUAUCAGCAAGGGUAUGGGCAUGGUGUCGGUGGGGAGUAUAUUUCUCCUGGACAGUAUGCUGCUCCGCAGAGGUAUGAGGCUUAUGAGCAGCAGCAGCCGUUUUUGGAGAUGGAGGAUACGGGGAAGAAGAAGUAG